Rosa rugosa (rugosa rose) is the source of this 842-nucleotide messenger RNA. RefSeq lists its product as uncharacterized. The record is from RefSeq and is a predicted model, not a curated record. The coding region runs from base 123 to 668 and encodes 181 amino acids. The transcript has 3 exons. NCBI's taxonomy places the organism in Eukaryota, Viridiplantae, Streptophyta, Magnoliopsida, Rosales, Rosaceae.
CUCUAGUGGCUACGAUAGCGUCAAAUUUCCUCUCGUACAAUAUCCUCAAAAACCCUAAAGCUUAAGCCCCCAAUUCCCAAAACCCUAACCCUCUCUCUCUCUCUCUAGAAUUUGUUUUGGGUAUGGAGAUGGAGAGCUUCUGCUCCAAUGGGUUUGUUCUGAAUGAGUUGCUCUGCUCUGUUGGGCAGGUUCUGGUGGCUGAGGCUGCCAAGUCUAUUGCUUUCUCUUUCUUGCUGAUGGGAUCUCUACCUAACAGCGCCUCUGUUUUGCCCAAAGAACCUUACACAGUCACAGGGUUCCCUAUCACUGAUCUUUAUGCUGUGACGAAACCUGGUUCUGAGAACAAAGAUGCAAGUGAAACUGAGGACGAUGAAGACGGUGAUGAGGAGGGUGGUGAGGACCAGGAUGAUGAAGCAGGAGAUGAGGAGGACGCCUCCGGGGACGAAGUUGAGGGCAAAGGAGAUCCAGAAGAUGUGCCUGCGGCCAAUGGUGAUGGUGCCAGCGAAGAGGAAGACGAUGAUGAUGAGGAGGAGAAGGAAGACGACGACGAUGACGAUGACGACGGUGACGACGAUGGGGAUGAAGAGACGGAAGAUGAUGAAGAGGAUGAGGAAGAUGAGGAGGACGAGGAUGACAUACCCCAGCCACCUGCCAAGAGGAGAAAAUGAAAUGUUCUGUACUAUCUGUUUUAUUUUUCAGCUGUUUUUCCUUGUUGGGAAUUUCAGGUAGUAGGAGUGAGUAUUUAGGUGGUCUGUCCACAUAUGGUAGAAAUAUUCAGAGUACUUGUGAACAAGCUGUCAAUUUUCCUAAAUCUACACCUUUUAAUAAUUAUUUUUCCGUCA